AUGCAAUCCAUUAAGACACUGAACAACACCUGUGUAAGAGAGUUUAUAUUUCUGGGGCUGGCCACCAAUCCAGAACUGAGGCUCCUCCUGUUUGCUGUCUUCUUGGCUGUCUAUGGUGCAACCAUGCUAGGCAACCUCUUAAUUGUGGGCCUAGUGGCUUUUGUGCCUAUCCUCCAUACCCCUAUGUACUUCCUCCUGGGGAACCUCUCCUUCCUGGAUUUCUGCUACUCCUCCGUAACUGCUCCCAAAAUGUUGGUUGGCUUUCUAUCAAGGGCUAACACUAUAACUUAUGCGGGCUGCAUUUCCCAGAUCUUCUUCUUCCACUUCAUUGGUGGCAUCAAGAUCUUCCUUCUUGUCAUCAUGGCCUAUGACCGCUACGUUGCCAUCUUCCACCCCUUGCGCUACAUGGCCAUCAUGAAUGGGACCGUGUGCAGUGGGCUGGUGUGGGCGUCCUGGGCUGGUGGCUUUGUUCACUCCAUCAUCCAAGUGAUUAUCAUCACCCAGCUGCCUUUUUGUGGCCCCAACAAGCUGGAUAAUUUCUAUUGUGAUGUGCCACAAGUGGUAAAACUGGCUUGCACUAAUACCUUUGUGGUGGAGCUACUCAUGGUUUCCAACAGUGGCCUGGUGACCUUGAUGUGUUUUGUCCUGUUGCUUGUGUCAUACUCCAUCCUUCUGGCCAAGCUCAGAGCAGGGUCUGCACCAGGACAGAGCAAGGCUGUCUCCACAUGUGCAUCCCACAUCACUGUGGUGACCCUGAUUUUUGGGCCUUGUGUCUACAUUUAUGUACGUCCUUUUCACAGUUUCCCUGCAGACAAAGCUGUCUCUGUUCUGUACACUGUUAUCACCCCCAUUCUGAACCCUUUCAUUUAUACUCUGAGGAACAAAGAUUUCAAAACUGCCUUAGGAAAGCUCAAGAGAAGGAAGCAGAAGUUAACUCUCUGA
This is a messenger RNA of Rhineura floridana, 942 nucleotides long. RefSeq names its product olfactory receptor 4D5-like. Gene Ontology annotation, molecular function: G protein-coupled receptor activity; olfactory receptor activity. Bases 1 to 942 code for a protein of 313 amino acids. The transcript is spliced from 2 exons. Lineage: Eukaryota; Metazoa; Chordata; Lepidosauria; Squamata; Rhineuridae. Gene Ontology annotation, cellular component: membrane. The record is from RefSeq and is a predicted model, not a curated record. Gene Ontology annotation, biological process: G protein-coupled receptor signaling pathway.